This is a messenger RNA of Penicillium oxalicum, 351 nucleotides long. RefSeq lists its product as uncharacterized. The transcript has 3 exons. The record is from RefSeq and is a predicted model, not a curated record. Bases 1 to 351 code for a protein of 116 amino acids. Lineage: Eukaryota; Fungi; Ascomycota; Eurotiomycetes; Eurotiales; Aspergillaceae.
AUGUACCGCGAAUUCCCUUACGAUAUUCGUGGAAGGAUGACAAUGCUGGCCUGCACAACACUUACCGACGAGUACGAGCUUGAAUUAAGGAGUAGGGCGCAACUAUCAAUCAAUAUCGACGAUCUCUUGUUCUCGACUUAUCACCUCCUAGCUAUCAGGCCUGUUUUCACCUAUACCGAACGAAACGACAACCUGGACCUUUGCAUUAUCCAAGACAUUUUUGAGUACGCCUUUCUUGACAAUGCGUUCGCCAGCGAACACAUCAAAUGUCCUCGAUAUAUCUGGGAACUCAAUAAGGUACCAGACCCCUACCCAUUUCACAGCAAGUGUCAAAGAGAUCUCCGUUUUUAG